Molecule: messenger RNA, 1959 nt
Organism: Colletotrichum chrysophilum
Lineage: Eukaryota; Fungi; Ascomycota; Sordariomycetes; Glomerellales; Glomerellaceae
Exons: 2
Coding region: 1-1959 (652 amino acids)
Cellular component (GO): Z disc; nucleus
Molecular function (GO): transcription coregulator activity
Source: RefSeq, a predicted model, not a curated record
AUGCCGCCCAUGCCAGCCAUGCCAGAACGUCCGGAUAGUCUUGGUUCGUACGGUCAACCUCCGCCCCUCGACAACAAGUACGGCAGAAUGGCACCACCCACUCUAGAUACGAGCGCAGCGAACAUGCCAUACAUGCGCCAGAGCCAACUUACCCCGAUCAGCACAUCCACCGGAUCGAUCAGCGUCUCGCCAAAGACACCUAACAGCCAGGCCAUGGGUCGAUCAGAUGACUACUUCCAGCCGCAGAUCGCGAACGAUUACAACUCGAAUCAGCAGGCCCGACGUCCAGGAGGAUAUGGAGCUUUCGACGACGGCGAGGAGUUUGGAGAUCAGAUGUACCCGAACGAACCGAAGAAGCAAGCCCCUAGCCUGCUCCAACGUAUGAACACGAUCGCCCCUGGGCCAUUCGAGAUGGGUCGAAGGAAUGGAGGAGGUGCGCCACCUGCUGCGAAGCUGGCGCUGCGGCCUUCGAGAAAGCAGUCUUUGACGCCGGAUGAUGGCUUCGGCGAACGGCCGUUGACGUCUGCGUCGAACAACUCAUUCAUGUCUGCCGGCAGCAGUGGCAGUAACCCCGGUGGGAUCGCACCACCCAGACUACCAAGGAAGAACGGAUAUGGAGGAUUCGGCCCCCCAGGAACAACGCCCGACGAAUUCGAGCCUGAACCUUACCAAAGCCGUGCAGGCACUUUCCCCCGUCCUAGCGAACCUAUGGAACCUCCUGCCAGAACGCCGUCAGCUCCCGGCCUUCGACCCGACAGAUUGAGCAGACCAUCUAACGGACCUGACCACGAGAGAAAGCGCUCCAUGGGCCCCGACACAUCCAGGCCGCCACCACCGAGAACGAGUCUUCUGCGACCGACAACUUCGGGAAGAGACGGUGUGCCACCGGUCGACCUGGCCAGCGAGUUUGGAGCAAGCAACCCGUAUCACACGCCGUCGGCGUCGACAUCGUCAGCAUCAGGGGCUUCCAUGUUUAGUCAUGGCCGUCAGGCAAGCUCACAAAGCUCACAAUCUAGCUCAGCACAGCGCUCGCGCCGGAACCCUUCGGAUGUUACCAACUUUGAUAACCUUAUGAACGACAUUGAGUCGUCCAUGAACGCCAUGUCACCAACUAAAGAAGAGAUGGCGCCACCGCCUCCGCCGAAGCAGGCGCCCAGAGAUCCUUAUUCCGGUCGUCGUGGCCCCUCCGAGGAUCUCCGCAACGACCCCGCUAUCCAGAGUGGACGAACUCGCGCGAGAUCACCUCUUGGUAGACCAGAUUACGAUGCUCGCGACCCCAAGGAUCGCUACGGGCAGGGUCAUGAACGCCAACCCAGUGAUCUGCGAAGCGUUUCAUCUCCGCCCCGCAACCGUGGACCCUCCGCUGCACCUUCUCGUGGGAACUGCAAGUCUUGCGGAGAUCCGAUCAAGGGCAAGAGCAUCUCGUCUGCCGAUGGACGCUUGACCGGUCGUUACCACAAGGCCUGUUUCGUCUGCACGACCUGCCGCGAGCCUUUCUCAUCUGCCGAGUUUUAUGUUCUCGACGACAAGCCGUACUGCGAGCAGCACUACCACAAGCUGAAUGGAAGCUUGUGCGGUACCUGUGGACGCGGCAUUGAGGGCCAGUACUUGGAGGAUGAAGAUCGGAUCAAGUACCACGUCGGCUGCUUCCGAUGUGGCGACUGCGGCAUGUCACUCUCCAAUGGUUACUUCGAGGUCAAUGGCCGGGCAUACUGCGAGAAGGACGCCUGGCGCCGGAUGCAACAGUCGGCGAGAAGACCCCCGCCUGGCGGUCUGGACGUUCCCGGACCCGGAGGACGCGGCGGACGCCGACCUAGCAACGGCCAGUCUGGCAUGCGACCCCCCAUCGGUCUUCCGCGCGGCCAGCGGGUGCCUCCUGGAGGUGGCCUCGCUCCGGGAGGUCUCGCCGCCCCGAUGCCUCGCAUGAACAAGCGCAUGACGAGGCUCGGAAUGAUGUAA